Molecule: messenger RNA, 2277 nt
Organism: Cotesia glomerata
Lineage: Eukaryota; Metazoa; Arthropoda; Insecta; Hymenoptera; Braconidae
Gene: Dh44-R1
Product: diuretic hormone receptor-like
Exons: 10
Coding region: 479-1861 (460 amino acids)
Biological process (GO): cell surface receptor signaling pathway; adenylate cyclase-modulating G protein-coupled receptor signaling pathway
Cellular component (GO): plasma membrane
Molecular function (GO): G protein-coupled peptide receptor activity; peptide hormone binding; diuretic hormone receptor activity
Source: RefSeq, a predicted model, not a curated record
UUAAAACAGUAGUUAGUUGUUGUAGUUGUUGUUCUAUCAAGAAAAAAUAACUUUUAAAGUAUAUUACAUCCGAGCGGUUCAGUGUUUAGCCCAAGGGAAGCGAGUUUUGUUUCAGUCAGACGUAAUUGAUUAAUACUUAGGUAUCUACUCGGAUGAUCGGACGGAUAGUUUGAAGUGAAUUUAUGUACACAUUACCAGGAUAUGUUGUUAUACAAAGGAUUUGAUGAUAUUGAAACGGCGCAAGUGCUCUAGGAGGAAAGGAAAAUAAAAGCACCAGCGGAAACAUAAGCGAGCCAGUCUAUUGGCAAGCGCCAACCAGGCUAUUAACAUUCCGUUUGCUCCAUUUGUUCAAACUCCUCUCUAGUUAGCUUCCUAAAAUAACAAUAAUUAAUAUUAAAUUGUAUAAUAAAUAUUUAUUUAUUUAUAUUAAUAGACUUCAGGGCAGUGGAAAAAGUAACGAGUAAUAAUCUCAAGUGUAAUGGCAGAGGCUUUGAUGACAAACGGUACAUCGACAGCACUUGAUGAUGGUACCCACGGGGGGAAUUAUGUGCUCAACAUCCUCAAUCACAUUAAUGAGCUCAAUGACUCGUUACUUAUCAAGGAGAUUGAGUGCUUGACGGCCAAACAUCAGGACAGUGUCAGUCAAAAGACGACGACAACAACAACACAUGAAGCUAACGUUUGUCCGGUUGACUGGGACUCGUUGUUGUGUUGGCCGUCAACUCCUGCGGGCACCAAUGUUAAGUUACCCUGCUUUGAUCAACUUCAUGGAAUUUUAUACGACAGUUCACAAAAUGCUAGCCGAUGGUGCUGGCCCAAUGGUACCUGGGAUAAUCGAACCGACUACUCACACUGUCACGAGUUGAGAUCACGUCAAGUUGCCGAGUCCAGCGUUGAAAUAACAACGACAUUAUAUUUUGUCGGCUACAGUUUAUCACUCUCAACUCUGGUUGUCGCUGUUGCUAUUUUUCUCUACUACAAGGAGCUUAGAUGUUUAAGAAACAAUAUUCAUACGAAUUUAAUGUUGACUUAUAUACUUGCCGAUCUAACAUGGAUAUUAACAACAGUGAUGCAAGUUUCAAUGCAGUCAGAUAUUCCCUCCUGUAUAAUAUUUAUAUCGAUGCUUAAUUAUUUUCAUCUGACGAAUUUCUUCUGGAUGUUUGUUGAAGGUUUAUAUCUGUAUUUAUUGGUCGUGAAAACAUUUACUGGUGAUAAUAUUAAACUGCGUCUUUGUCUUGUCAUCGGAUGGGGUAUUCCUAUCCUUGUGAUAGCUAUUUGGUGUAUCGCUAAAUCAACAGUUGUUAAUACUGAGAAUAUCAAUCAAAAUGGAGCACUGUAUCGACAUUGUCCGUGGAUGGUUUAUCAUCAUUAUGAUUGGUUUUAUCAAAUCCCAGCAAUUACAGUGCUGGGUGUAAAUGUUAUUUUUCUCUUCGUGAUCAUGUGGAUUUUGAUAACAAAACUACGCUCGGCAAAUAAUGCCGAGACUCAGCAGUAUAGAAAAGCAAGCAAAGCACUACUUGUCCUCAUCCCACUCCUGGGGGUGACAUACGUAUUAGUAAUUGCUGGACCAACUGAGGGAGAAGUUGCUAAUAUUUUUUCUUACGUCCGUGCUAUAUUGCUGUCGUCUCAGGGUUUAUCAGUGGCAUUGUUUUACUGUUUUCUAAACACCGAAGUCCAAAAUACAGUGAGACAUCAUUUUUCCCGAUGGAGCGCUGCCAGAAAUUUAGAAAUGGAUAGAAAGUAUUACAAUAAUUGGUCACCACGUUCUCGUACUGAUAGCUUUACUGUCAGCCGUCAGUUCGAUACAAAAAACGAGAAUCAUCAGCAAGUGAGACAACAACCACAACUGUCGUUGGAAUGAAUUCAACAACGACAUUUCUCGAUCGAUCACGAGCAACCAUCUCCGAGGACCUCAACGAGUAAUCAAUCACCACUUAUUAUUAUUAUUAUUAUACUUAAUACAUCAAGGAUCAUUAAUAAUUAAAUUUUUGAUGGCUAAAAAAAAAACAUUUUAUCAAAUAUAAAUUUAAACUAUUUUUUCGUUCGCUCGCUCGUUGUAUUGUCGAAAAAUUGUCUUCCGUAUUUUCAUAUUACAUAUAUUAUUAUUAAUCACUCGCUGUCAUUAAAACAAUAAAUUUAAUUAAUAUAAUAUAUUUAAAGUAAGAAAAAUUUUAACGGGCAAUGGGCUCUAUCAUUGUACCUGACAACUUGAAUAAAAAGAAAAAUUAUAAAAUAUAUAAUAAUAAAUUUACCGAGAUAUAUUAAUGUAUAUUUAUU